AAGCGCGAGAUGUGGCUGUCAUCAUGUGUCAUGCUGUUUGGCUGGCGGUCAGCUGACAAACCAGUUCUGCUUGUGAUGUUUACUUUCUUUCUGUAGCGUUUUUACCUGCGAUUCUUUAUUCCUUUGAAUGAAUGCAUGGCUAUGCUUCGACCAAAAGAAUCAUGGUAGUCGUGAACUCGGUGCUGAAGCUGUUGCAGAGGCAGACGUACACCUGUCUGUCCCACCGAUAUGGACUCUACCUCUGCUUCGGGGGGCUCGUGCUCAUGAUUGUUUCCGCAUUUCAAUUUGGAGAGGUGGUGGUGGAGUGGAGCCGGGAUCAAUAUCAUGUGCUGUUUGACUCCUACAGAGACAAUGUUGGUGGGAAAUCAUUCCAAAGCAGGCUCUGUCUCCCCAUGCCUAUCGAUGUGGUGUACACAUGGGUGAAUGGCACAGACGUGGCUCUGCUGAAGGAACUGAAGGCUGUCAAAGAGCAACUGCAAGAAGAACAAAGAGCUCUGAGAGAACGCCUGGAGAAAAACGCAACUGAUACCACUGAAGUGCCAAAAGACAGUGUCAAGCCUGAAUGCCUGCUGUCCCACUGCAUUAUAGCACCGAUGCUGGCGCUUGACCCGGCUCUGCCAGCCAACGUUACUCUGAAAGAGCUGCCGACGUUCUGCCCCUCCUUCUCUGCCGCUAAAGAGCUGCUGUACAUGAGCAAGCCCUUCCACCCGCCCACCACUGUUUCUGUGGUUGUCUUCCACUCGCAGGCUGAUGCUGAUAAAGCGUAUACCGACACGUCCAGACAAGCCCGUAAAUUGUCCGUGUCCAGAUGUUACCUGACGACAGAUAAAGAGGCUCCAGGUCUGAUCCGCAUGCAGUCCCUGGCUUAUCUGAGCGGCUUCCCGCCGUCCUUCAAGGAGACGGAGCAGCUGCGAGUUAAACUGCCCGCGGCCGUAACCAGCAAGAUCAAACAGUUUGAGUUGUACUCGGAGGCCAGCAUCGCUCUGCUCCACCUGAAGAGCCCGCAGGAUUUCUCAGAUCUGACCCAGCAGGCUAAAAAGAACCUGACCUUGGAUGGGAAAGAGUUGACCAUCAGCCCAGCCUACUUGUUUUGGGACCUCACUGCCAUCUCACAGUCUAAACAGGAUGAAGACGUAUCGGCCAGUCGAUUCGAAGACAACGAAGAGCUCCGCUAUUCGCUACGCUCUGUGGAAAAACACGCCCCCUGGGUGCGCCACAUCUUCAUUGUCACUAACGGGCAGAUUCCUUCCUGGCUCAACCUGGAUAAUCCCAGAGUUACAGUUGUCUCGCAUCAGGAUAUCUUCUUGAAUGACAGCCACCUUCCCACCUUCAGCUCCCCGGCCAUCGAGACCCACAUCCAUCGCAUCCCGGGACUCUCCCAGAGGUUUAUUUACCUUAACGAUGACGUCAUGUUUGGCAAAGACGUGUGGCCGGACGACUUCUACAGCCACUCCAAAGGGCAGAAAGUGUACCUCACCUGGCCUGUUCCCAACUGCGCAGAGGGCUGUCCUGGAUCCUGGAUCAAGGAUGGAUAUUGUGACAAGGCUUGCAACAACUCUGCUUGCGACUGGGAUGGAGGGGACUGCCUCGGUGUGGCGGGCAACGGCCGGUUCCCUGUGGGCAUCGGCGGAGGUGGGGCGGGUGGAGCUGGUGGACAGGCCUGGCAGUUUGCGGGCGUUCUCGGAGGCCUUGGGGGAACGUUGUACUGCAAUCAAGGCUGUGCCAAUUCCUGGCUAGCGGACAAGUUCUGCGACCAGGCCUGCAACGUCCUGUCCUGCGGCUUUGAUGUGGGCGACUGUGGUCAAGAGCACUUUGAUGAGCUGUACCAUGUGAGCCUGCUCAGUACCCAGAGCCUUUACACUCUUCCCGUGGGUGAGAUCAGACCGUAUUUUAGCUUUGAGAAACUGGCCCGCAGAGUGUCUGAGGCCCACGUCAGCGACAACCCGGUUGUGCGCCACACCUCCGUUGCCAACAAGUGGAAGACCAUCCACCUGCUGCUCCACCCGGGCCACAAUGCCACACAGAUCCAGUACAAUGUUACCUUCCAGAAGGAGGAUGACACGGAGUUCACAAUGAGCUUCAGUGUAGCUGUUGACACCCGAGAGCCCCCACAGACCAAUGUAUCCCAGACUGCCAGCAAAGAUGGAGGAAAAGAGCUCAAGCCCACCCCAACCCCGGAGCCAGUCUUUCCUUUCUCAGAUGUUCCUGAGGACAAGCGAGGACCCAAGAUCCAGAAGAGGCACCCUGGAAAACCUCAGGUUGUCAUAGAGGUUCCCUCAUUAAACGUGUCACUUCUACCAGCUUAUGUGCAUAGCGAGCUUCAAAAGCUUGAAGAAAAACUUCUUAUUGGUGACAUUACCCUCAAGGGUUAUAACCUCACCAAGGCUGAACUUCUGAAACCUUACAAGUCAAUGGCUGAGAAGAAGUAUAACACCGAUUUCAAUCCAGGCCCAAUGCAAGGGAAGCCCUAUAAAGACUUGGAAGGAAUCCAGUUGGAAGGAAAACCUCCAGUGAAAGCUGAAAAUAUAAUUCCCCAAAACUCAGAAGAAACCUCCAGAAAAGUUUUGACUGCUCAAAAUAACCCCCCUGUCGUCCCUGUGCAAGUUGAUGAUGAAUUCAAAGGUUUUGUCACCCGUGAGCCAUAUGCUAUCAAUGCUGCAAUUGAGAGGCCACUGACUUCAAAACUUCUAAGCAGCAUUUCCCAAAAAAAGAGUGCAGAAAUUCCUGAGCCAGCGAACCCUCCUCCAAUCGGGAGGAGGCUGCAGCAUUACGUGUCCUCCGACCGGGGCUUCCUGCCAUGGGAGAGAAGGAAAUAUUUCCAAGCCUUACUUGAGGAGGAGGAGCGCCUUCAGAGAGCGCUGUCAUACGAGGCCGAUGGAGCAGCUGCGGCCAGAAAGCUGCGGGACACCUUUGCCGACUCGCUGCGUUACGUCAACAGGCUGCUCAACGGCCAGUUUGGCUUCACGUCCCGCAAAGUGCCGGCGCACAUGCCGCACAUGAUCGACCGGCUCAUCAUGCAGGAGCUGCAGGACACAUUCCCAGAAGAGUUUGACAAAACAUCCGGCCACCGCGUUCGGCACCCCGAGGACAUGCAGUUUGCCUUUUCAUACUUCUACUUCCUAAUGAGCGCCCAGCAGCACCUCAACGUCUCGGACGUGUUUGACGAGAUCGACACCGACCACUCGGGGGUUUUAUCCGACCGAGAGAUUCGCACUCUCGCCACAAGAAUCCACGAGCUUCCCCUCAGCCUCCAGGACCUGACAGGUCUGGAGCAGAUGCUGAUAAACUGCUCUAAGACAUUGCCCACCAACUUAACCCUGCUCCAUCUGGUGAGCCCCACUCAGGAGGCCUACUAUGACCCCAGCAUGCCGCCUGUCACAAAAGGCCUCGUCCUCAACUGUAAACCGAUCACAGAACAGAUUCACAAAGCUUUCAAAGACCAGAACAAAUACAAGUUCGAGAUAAUGGGAGAGGAGGAAAUAGCUUUCAAGAUGGUGCGGACCAAUGUGUCCCAUGUGGUCGGCCAGUUAGACGACAUCAGGAAGAAUCCCAGGAAGUUCAUCUGUCUGAAUGAUAACAUCGACCACAGCCAUAAGGAUGCUGCCACGGUGAAGGCUGUGCUCAGAGACUUCUAUGAGUCCAUGUUCCCUUUGCCAUCCCAGUUUGAGCUUCCCAGAGAAUACCGCAAUAGGUUCCUGCACAUGGAGGAGCUCCAGGAUUGGCGGGUGUAUCGAGACAAGCUGAAGUUCUGGACCCACUGUGUCCUCGUGACUCUGGUCGUCUUCACAGUCAUUUCCUUCUUUGCAGAACAGCUCAUCCUGCUGAAGCGAAAGCUUUUCCCCAGACGCAGAGUGAACAAGGACAGCAACUCUGAGCGGGUGUGAGAGACUUCAUUUUCUGAACUCUCCCUUCCACUCAUCACCCUCUCCUCUGUAGCACCGGGCCAGGAGCAGAUCCAGACCAGGUGACUUGGUGGAAACAGGAACCUGGGAGCCUCAGUGCGGAGUGGGACUGCCUUAAAUGGAGGUGUAUUUCAGAUGGAGAGGACUUUUUUUUUGUUUUUCUUUAGUUUUUUAAAGCAGAAUUGGGCUGACCACUGAAAUGAACAGCAGCCAGACAGAAGAAGCCAGUAUAUUUUAUUUUCCUCCAUUUGGGGCAUCGGAGGCCUCUUCUUAAAACAACACUCCCCAGUUCUGGCACCAGGCAGAUAGACGCACUGUUAAAGCAGAUGCUUCAUCGCAGCUGGUUUUUAUCAUUCCAUAAAGUGCACCGAUAAUUUUCAGUGGUGCUAACUUCCAAAAUGUUCUGCUUCUGUUUUAUAUUAUGAACCUAAAUACAUUUCGUUGAACAGAUAUUUAAAGAUGUCACCUUUGCUGCUGGGAAAUUGUGAUGACCUGUCCCUUUUUUUUGGAGUGUAUAGAGCUGAACAAAUAUCACUAUUUCAAAUAUCACCGAAAUAAACAUUUUACUGACAUAGUAGGGAAUGAUACAUGUGGAUGAAGAAUAGAAGUAAUUCAAGAUGGGCUUUUGUACCCUUUUCUGCCAUUUUGAAAAAACCUAAAGUGCCUUUGUCCUUCAUUCAUGCUAGUUUUUGUUAAUCUGUUGCAUCUUGAGAUGUUUUGAAUAUUGGCCACAUCGCAUUUGAAGUCAUGGUUUACAGUUGAAAUGAACAGGAUACAAAAUGUUCUUUUUGUUGUUAUCAGUGCGGUACAUUUGUGUUGGACUGUUCGAGCUCCAUGUGACACUGCAGCUUUCACAGCCGCUUGUAUGUGUGUCCCUGUGGGAUUCGACAGGCUCGCUGCUGUCUGAAAUUCAGACCCCCUCAGCAUGUUCUCUAACUUAUUUUGAUUGUAGUGUUGUGACAGUGAGACCAGCGACUGGUGGAUCCCAUUCGAAUGCCAGAAUGUUGAUGUUGCCGCAUUAAUUGCUUGCCAUCUGUGUGAAAUAUGCGAAUGUCAGUUUUACAACAUUCUCUGUUAGUUCGUUGGCAGAAACUAGGAAGCCGUCAGCUGAUUGCCACUGUGGUCUGAGUCAUGGGAUGUCAGUAAAUGAUGCGGGCAAGAUGCUGAGUAAUUCAUUUGGGAAUGGGAAUUGCUCAGAUUGCAUCAGUGGAUCCUCUGACUGAAAUAAAGGUUUCUUGGUUCAGUUAUCCUUGCGGCCAUGUUUUCACUUUGAGUGUCAACUUUUCAAGAGGUGGAACAUAGUUUUCCCAACCAUUUUAGCCCUGCUACUUUUGAUUGUUACUUAUGUUAAAAUAGAAACAUUUGCUCCUUUCAUGUUUUAUGAUAAAACAUAUUAAUGUUCCCGGUAAAGUUUUUUUUGUUGCUUUUUUUGUUUCAUAACUUGUCAGAUGCUUUUUUUGUAAUUGCUGUGAUGAUCUGCCUGUAAUUCUCUUCACCUCCUGUGGAUUUGAAAGGAAGCCAAAAACAUGUGCAGUUGUGGACUAUUACCCCUUUGGAUUUCAGCAAGCAAACAUAACUGCUGUGUCAAAAUCAAGCAACCAACUCCACCCUUUGCCCUUUCCCAGUCUUAAGGAGCCUCCUGAGACGAUUACACAGCCUGUUCAGGGUCUUUACUCAUCUGUGCUGUCUUGUUAACUUUGCAUUUGACUGAUGAGUUUAGAACUAAUCCUGUCUCUUCUAUCAGCUGUCACAUCCCCCGUAAAGCUGUGUGACCCAGAUCCAGCCUGCAGCUUCACAGGCUGUGUGUGUUUCCUUUUCCACUCCACCCUGGAAGAAGUUGGUUGGGGUUUUAUCCAUCCAUGUAAUUUUUCGCAAAACCUAAGUUAUACUAAUGUUUUCCAACUAAAGUCGGCCUAAUCUUUCCUUUGUAAUGACAUCGCCUUUCCCCACUUUCACCGUUUCAUCACCGACAGUAUU
Molecule: messenger RNA, 5879 nt
Organism: Menidia menidia (Atlantic silverside)
Lineage: Eukaryota; Metazoa; Chordata; Actinopteri; Atheriniformes; Atherinopsidae
Source: the annotation of a GenBank genome assembly